Messenger RNA from Coccinella septempunctata (seven-spotted ladybird), 4407 nucleotides. RefSeq names its product tonsoku-like protein. NCBI's taxonomy places the organism in Eukaryota, Metazoa, Arthropoda, Insecta, Coleoptera, Coccinellidae. The record is from RefSeq and is a predicted model, not a curated record. Gene Ontology annotation, molecular function: protein binding. The transcript has 15 exons. The coding region runs from base 103 to 4287 and encodes 1394 amino acids.
CAAAUCGGAAACUAACCUGAAAAAUUGGCGGGCUAUGUUUGUUUUUGUAUGUAAACUCUUAUAAAUGAGUUUUUAAGAAUUUACCAUCCGAAACUACUGAAAAUGGAAAAACAAAAGUUGUUGAAGAAAAAACGAAAAGCAAUUGAAGAUAAAAAUGAAGCAGGGCUAUGUUCUGCUUGUACCGAUUUGGCAAAUUUUUACAUGAAAGAGGAACGUUUCAAUGAAGCUAUAAAAGAAUUCGAGAUACUCGGUCAAGUUUAUAAAAAACAGAAAAAAAUGCUUGAUUAUGCUACAGUUAACAGAGGAAUAGGAGAGGCUUAUAUGUUGAUGACAAAUUAUGAGAAAGCAAUAGAAUAUCAAAAAAUUUAUCUAGGUUUGUCCAAAGACCAAGAGAAUAAAUUAGAGGAGCAGAGAGCUUUGGCAACACUUGGAUACACUUAUUUAACAAAGUACAUAGCCGACAAACAAAAUAAAAAUGAUCUAAUCAUGGCUCAUAAAUAUACUAUGAAAAGCUUAGAAGUCUGUGAGAGCCUUAUAGACCUGAAGAAAUAUGAUUUGGUGGAUAUGACUGCUAGGCUCUAUAAUAAUUUAGGUAUUAUUCAUGAAUACCAGGGUCAUCAUGACAAGAGCAAAGAAUUAUUCAAUAAAGCUAUCGUUUUAUGCAAGACAAAUGAUGUUUAUGAGUCCCUUCAUCAGGCUUAUAAUUCUUUUGCCUCUCUUUUAGAAAGAAGGGGGGAAUAUAACAGCGCUAUCCAGAACUUUAAUCUGGCUAUAGAAACAGCAAAAAAGCUUAAAGAUAAAGUGUCAGCACUAUACGAUUGUCUAGUCUCAAAAGCUACUAUAUUAUUGAAAUUGGGGGACUUACAGGCGGCUAAAAAAAGUUUACAUAAAGCUUAUAAACUGAAGUUAUCCGCUAAAACAAAGGAAGAAGUUGGAAAGAAACUUAAAACUGUCGUUAAAUUAUACAGGAAGGAAAAGGAGAUGGUUUCGAACUCAUACUCCAAUGUUGAACUCCAAAAAUUCUAUGAGAAAAUGGGGGACGGAUUCAGUGAAAUGAACUGUUACGAUAAAGCCCUAGAGUAUUACCAUAAGAUGCUGGAACUAGCUGAAAUCACAAAAACAAAUUUGUCGUCCUGUUAUUACAGCAUUGCGGCUACGUAUCGAGACGAUGAACAGUAUGAUAAAGCUGUUGAAUUCUUCGAGAAGGAGUAUGCUUUGUGCGACUUCAAGAAAGGAUUGGACACUUUAUGUGAGAUAGCGGACACAAAAGAGAGUGGUGGUUCUCCUUCAUCUGAAAUUAUUAAGGUAUAUGAGAGAGCCAUACAAAGAUGUAAAGAGGCCAACAGUCAAAGAGAAGAAGGUAGAAUGCUUGGUAGGUUAAUAAGCUACCUAGAAAGAUCGGGAAUUUCAGAAAGGCUUAACGAAUUCAAGAGGCGAUUCGAUGAAAGCGGUUUUGAAUCUUCCGAUUCCGAAGACCCUCUCACCAACCAAGAAUCGAACAGCGAGGGUGAUAUUUCUCUGGAUAACUUAACAGAUGACUCGGAGAACAGUGAAACGGAGAGUCCUAGCAAGAAAAGGAGAAAUAAAACAUUCCAAGUCAAGAGAAAUUUGAGGGGGGAGACUCAGCUCCACACGGCCUGCAUAUCCGGAAAGCUUAAUGUCGUGAGUCAUCUUUUGGAGCAGGGUCAUCCUGUAAAUAUUCGGGAUAACGGGGGUUGGCUCCCUUUGCACGAUGCCUGUAUUUCCGGUCAUUAUGAUGUUGUUGAACUACUAUUGGACAAGGGCGCUUCGGUCAAUGAUCGGGGUGGAACACAUUGUAAUGGAACAACACCCUUACAUGAUGCCGCAGUGAACGGUCACCUGAAAAUAAUGGAACUUUUGCUUGAUCGGGGUGCUUCGGCGUUGGCUAAAACGGAUGAAGGCGAAACACCGUACCAUUACCUCAAGAAGUCCUCCUUGGAGCUCCAGUUCGACGAAGAGCAAAAAACCAUGUGCGAGAGGCUCUUGAAGCGAAUGAGCACUAUUUUGGACAAAGCCGGUCAGAGCAAAGAGAUCAACACGAAUAUAAGAAAUAAGGCUUUUGUUAGUGGACAAACGGAACCAAGGAGAAGGAGUGCUCCAGAUGUUAUUGAGGAUAGGGAUUCAGUUCGAGAAAGAAGGUGGUCGUCGAAUUCAAGAAGAAGAAUCGAAAGCAGUAGUAGCGAAGACGAAAUUGUAUUUUCACCUGCGAAAAGAACUCAACCAAAAACACCGGCUACAAAUGAGUACAAGAUGGUGAUGGACAGUUUGAGAAAGAAGCCUUGCGAUGUCCCCUCUUUCAGUAAAACGGAAAAUAUAACCUCUAAAAGAUCCGCGUACGUCAUGGACGAAGAAAACCGAGACGAAGAUUGGCUGGAAGACGAUAUGAAGGAUAUGAGAACCAAUAAAAAACGAAAGAUGGGUUUUUCCGAUGCCUUGAUCAGCUCUUCCAAGACGAGAGGUGAUGGUCAACCUUUGAAACGAUUCAACUCCUUCGAAAGUGUGAGUUCGAAAAGUAGUAAAUCGUCCAACAGAAGUAUGGCUAAGUCUCCGGAUAAAAGAAAGAGGCUCAGUUCGAACGAAGCAAAUAGAAGCGAAAGAGCUGAUGAAAUAUCCAGGAAUGUUGAAGAUUUCAACGAACAGACAGUUUUCGAUACGCACGUGAUCGAUUACGAUUCCGAAAACGAUUUUGCUGAGCCGCAAGAUACAAGGAGAAAACAGCAGAGUUCUCUAUUGGAUGCAGGGUUUAUGAGGUCCAGAACUUCCUCAGAGUUGCCAAAAAGAAAGGGAUCCCUCUCGCAGAAGAGAAGCCUGCAGCCAAAAAUCACACAUUUUGGGAGUACGACGCCUACGAAAAUGUCGCAGAGAAGCUCUCAUAGGACCUCUACAUCUCCUAAAAAUUGGACUCAGCCGUCACCCAGUAAAUCUCUGUUGAUGGACGACGAUCCGAUGCUCGCAUUGGACGUGAACAUAGAAGGUAGAUCCUUCAGGGUGACAACGAGGAUGUCGAUGAAGGACACAUUGACAGUUAAAUGGUUGGCACUAGAAGCCUCUAGGAGAUAUGCAAAAAAAGAAUAUGUGGAGCCAGUUUUGGAACUUAAAACUAAGAGUGGCGCAGAAUUGGUCGACGACGAUACCAUCGGUACUUUGUUCAUCACCGAUUGCCAAGUGGUGGAAGUUGUCGCCAAAGUACUGAAAUGGAACCUGCCUCCUAUUCAAGAAAGAUACAAAGAGGCCUGUUCCGAUAUGAACACGAAACCCCUGGAUGUGAUUUGUAGCAAGUUAGACACACUGACAAUAUCUCUCGACAUGAAAAAUGCGGGUUUGCAUCCAGCAUCGAUGGCUCCCUUAUGUAAAAGCCUGUUGAGAGAGAGCAGAUUGUUGGAAUUGGACCUGUCCAAUAAUUUCCUCUCCUUGGAUUGCGUAAAACUGCUAGCAGCAAGCUUACAAACGUUAGAAAACCUAACCAAAAUGAAUCUGAGCUGUACCAACUUGCACACAGAAGAAAUCAGAUAUCUAUCCAACACUUUUUCGAACUCCCCAGUGAACAUUCUGACCAAAAUGUACAGUUUGAACCUGAGCGAGAAUUUCAUCGGAGACGAGAGUUUCCAGGAUAUAGCCACGAUUACCAGGCAUUUGAGUCUCAAGGAACUGGAUCUGUCGUUUUUGAAUUUCACCGAGGACGUUUUCAAGAAAUCCUACAAUAGAAACUCGAGUCUCUCCCUGGCCAACAUAGAGCAGCUCAAUUUGAGCGGGAAUGGGUUUGGGAACGCUGCUUUCAGUGAGAUAUUGUCGCAAGUUAAUGGUAAUCGGCUGAGUAGCUUGGAUGUUGGGAAUAAUAAAGCGACUGAAGGUCUGGCAACGUUGCUGAUCGACUGUUUGAACAAAAGUGCCUCGAGGUUCAAUUUCGAAUGUUUGAAUCUGAGUUGGUGUCCCGUAACGGACACCGAGGUUUUCAGCUUGUUGAGGUACUGCGAUAACCUGAAGACUUUGAACUUAUCUUAUACCAACAUCACAUCUCUAACCCUUAGGAGGAUUUUAGAGACUAAAUUUGUCAAAAACGUCAUUUUGUUGGGUUGUCCCCACAUCGAUAAGUACUUUGAAGAUAUCGACGACCUCUGGACCCUAAACGAUUACUUCAACGAACGCAAAACGAUCAAAAUAACAUGCGAUCAGGAUAAAUUCACCACCUUGAUAAAGUUGUGGAAAGCCAAAUACUGUGAUAAAGUAACGAUUGAUACAAUUGGGAACUUGUUGAUUUUGAAAUAAUCAUUACAUUUACAAAGGAACUUUUAUUUUUUUAUAUAUAAAAUAUGUACAAAUUAUGUUACAUUAUUUGAUAAUUAGAUCUGGAAAAAAUUGUAAAUAAAUGUAAAUAUUGUUUUUUAA